Neltuma alba is the source of this 393-nucleotide messenger RNA. Its product is annotated as MLP-like protein 43. Gene Ontology annotation, biological process: defense response. Bases 1 to 393 code for a protein of 130 amino acids. The transcript is spliced from 2 exons. The record is from RefSeq and is a predicted model, not a curated record. Lineage: Eukaryota; Viridiplantae; Streptophyta; Magnoliopsida; Fabales; Fabaceae.
AUGGCUCUCUCUGGAAAAUUGGAGGCUGAAGUUGAGGUUCAUUCACCUGCUGCCAAGUUCUUCAGCCUCUUCGUAACUCAACUUCACCAUGUUCAGAACAUUAGUGAUCUAGUGCACGAAACUAAGGUGCAUCAGGGAGACUGGCACGGCGUUGGCUCUGAUUCUGUUAAGCACUGGACUUAUACUGCCGGUAAGCUUUCACCAAAUACACGAAAACUACCCUAUAAGAGCUUAAAGGCAAAGCUUCAAGUGGCCGAUAAGGGCAGUGGUGCCCUUGCCAAAUGGACUUACGAAUAUGAGAAGCUCAGCCAGGAAGUCCCUCCCCCACAAGCUUACUUGGACUUUGUCACUACGGUUACCAAGGAUCUUGAUGCUCAUCUCACAAAGGCAUAG